AUGAACUCUGGAGUAGACUCCAACACUGGAGCCCACCCUGGCUGUAGGCGGCGGCUGCCAGCGGCGCCAUGCACCGUGUUGAGUGUCACCUGGCGGUUGCAAUGCGGCUGCAGCUCACAAUAUUCUGGACGGAUGAUAGUGCCAGCUAGCAUCAGCAUCGCCAAGGGGCCUUUCUUCUCGACUCAGGUGUGCGCGAACCGACCUUUUACAUUUCGCAGAGAUCGGCAGAGAUGCGACCGCAAGGACGCUGAC
Prorocentrum cordatum is the source of this 252-nucleotide messenger RNA. Lineage: Eukaryota; Dinophyceae; Prorocentrales; Prorocentraceae. The record is from the annotation of a GenBank genome assembly.